Molecule: messenger RNA, 222 nt
Organism: Nezara viridula (southern green stink bug)
Lineage: Eukaryota; Metazoa; Arthropoda; Insecta; Hemiptera; Pentatomidae
Source: the annotation of a GenBank genome assembly
AUGGUACUCAUUGGAAUACCAUGCCUGCAACGUUUAGUGACCAGCAGCUCCUACACCCAUUUCCUUUUAAGCCUUUGUGAGUGGGAAGUUUCUGCACGGAAGGCUCUCACCGACAGCCAAGAAGCAUUGUAUCCUGUUCGUGCCGCAUUGUCAGUCCAUCUUCGCCAGAUCGAUCAAGAACUGGAGAAAUGUCGAAGAGAGAAACACAGCUCAGCUUUCUAA